GUACGGACGCGCUGUGACUACCAAGCACAAACUGCAGUCUCACUCUCCUCCCCCUCUGUCUCUUUCCUGCUCUCUUUCCCACCUCUUGUCUCUGUCUCUCUGUCGUCCUUUCUGCAUUUUAUCCACCCCCCCUUCUUCUGCUUUCAUUCACAUUAUUUAGCUGUCUCGUCCUCGUUCUCUCAGCUGUCUUUCUCCUCCCUCUUUUCCUUGUCAUCUCUGCUCUAGCUGCCUCACCCUACAUCCCUCCCUUCCUACUAACGCUCCUUCCCUCCUCCUCCUCUUCCUCCUCCUCCUCCUCCUCCUCCUUUUGGAGAUCUUCAAAGCUGCCCAGCACACUCUUGCACAUAGCAUAACACACUCCUCUCCUCCGUGGGAAAACCAUGUCUGCUAUUCUGGACCUGGACCAGAUUGCAUGCUCUGGGAAUGGAGUGGAGCAUGACAUUGAGACGCCCCAUGGUGUUCUCCAUGUGACCAUGAGAGGCGUCCCCAAGGGCAACAGACCCGUCAUCCUCACCUACCAUGACAUCGGCCUCAACCAUAAGUCGUGCUUCAAUACCCUGUUCAACUAUGAGGACAUGCAGGAGAUCACACAGCACUUCGCUGUGGUUCAUGUGGAUGCACCCGGCCAGCAGGAGGGCGCCCCCCCCUUCCCCACUGGAUACCGCUACCCUACCAUGGACGAGCUGGCAGAGAUGCUGCCCUCAGUGAUGACUCAGCUCAAGGUCAACAGUGUGAUCGGCAUUGGUGUGGGAGCAGGAGCGUACGUCCUCACUCGUUUUGCACUGAACAACCCUUCGCUGGUGGAGGGGCUGGUUCUCAUCAAUGUGGACCCGUGUGCUGAGGGCUGGAUCGACUGGGCCGCCUCCAAGCUGUCUGGAUGGACCAGUAACUUGGUGGAUAUCGUCAUGGCACACCAUUUUAGCACUGAUGAACUGACAGAGAACCAGGAGCUGAUCCAGACCUACCGCCUUCACAUCGCCCAGGACAUCAACCAGGACAACUUGGCCCUGUUCUGUGGCUCCUACCAAUACCGUCGGGACCUGGAGAUCGAGAGGCCCAUUGUAGGUCUGAACGAGGACACGGUCAACACACUAACAUGUCCUGCCCUGCUGGUCGUUGGUGACACGUCUCCUGCUGUGGAGGCUGUGGUGGAGUGUAACUCCAGGUUAAAUCCAACCAAGACUACGCUGCUAAAGAUGGCUGACUGUGGAGGUUUGCCCCAGGUCGUACAGCCGGGGAAACUUGCGGAGGCCUUCAAGUACUUUGUUCAGGGGAUGGGCUACAUUCCCUACGUUCUUCUCAGUCACCUGAGCAACGAAUCAGUGCCGUCAGCAGGAAUGACUCGUCUGGCCCGCUCACGCACAACCUCUUCUUCCAGCAUCACUUCCAUGGACAGCAGUCGCAGCCGUAACAACCUCAACAGCCUGCUGGAGGGCAGCGGCGCCGGAGCCCUGGACAGCCCGUCUGGACCCCAGACCAUGGAGGUGUCCUGCUAAAGCCACACCCACUCGCUGCACCACCCCUCCCUCCCCUCCCUCUCUCUCAUUCUGCAGCUCAACGCCACGAGGAUCUGUAAUGAACUAUGUGAUUUAGAAAAGAGGAUGUAAUAAAUAUAUUAACAGAUGCAUAUUAAAUAUUAUAUCGGUGCACUGUCACAUUCCUGUCAGAAAACAGAACCGUUUAGAUGUUGUACAUUUAAAUGCUAAAGCGUACGAUCGACUCAGCUGUCCAACCUCACCCUCUUCUAUUUAUUUUUUUCAUGUCUUCAUUUUGAAUAUCUUCACACUACCCAUGUCCUAGGCAUCAUCUUUGUGUUGAAAUAUGAUGUUUUUUGUUUUUUCUUUCACCGUAUGUAACUAUUUGUUCUGAACUUUAAACAUGUGAACAACGCUGAUUUUGAGUCACUUUGACACAUAUGGAAACUUAAUGCAGUGUGAUGCAGAUUUCUUCAAGUGUCUAGAGGGUCAUUGUAUGUUCUGUAGCAGAAGAAGAAGAGUUUAGGUUAAAGACGGUUCAGGUGACACGGAGGAGGAGAACAUGCAAAAGCCACUGCAUGAUGUAAUACACCCGUACGGUACAUACACACAUAUACACACACAUAUACACUCAGUAUGUGCAGUUCCUGGGUUCGAGCUGUGUCUGAAGGCUAUAAGUGAAAAUCCAGUGUGUAAAGUUGUGUUGACCCUGUAACUUGAUGCUUUUUUUUUGGAUUUCUUCUUUUCUUUUUUUAUUCUGAUCAUCUCCUUUUCUUCUUUGUGUUUAAUGGUUUCGUUGAUUGUGCAGUAACAUUUUAACAACCUUUUAACAAGUGGGUUUGGAUAUGAAAAGUCUGCUGAUUCAACUCAUUUAUAUUACUACUGAAUAAAGCUACAACAUCAA
Messenger RNA from Sphaeramia orbicularis (orbiculate cardinalfish), 2379 nucleotides. It is a transcript of the gene ndrg3a, whose product is annotated as ndrg family member 3a. NCBI's taxonomy places the organism in Eukaryota, Metazoa, Chordata, Actinopteri, Kurtiformes, Apogonidae. The transcript has 15 exons. The coding region runs from base 381 to 1496 and encodes 371 amino acids. The record is from RefSeq and is a predicted model, not a curated record.